Messenger RNA from Dendroctonus ponderosae (mountain pine beetle), 1140 nucleotides. Its product is annotated as NKAP family protein CG6066. The transcript has 2 exons. Gene Ontology annotation, molecular function: chromatin binding. Gene Ontology annotation, cellular component: nucleus. The coding region runs from base 141 to 1115 and encodes 324 amino acids. Gene Ontology annotation, biological process: regulation of gene expression. NCBI's taxonomy places the organism in Eukaryota, Metazoa, Arthropoda, Insecta, Coleoptera, Curculionidae. The record is from RefSeq and is a predicted model, not a curated record.
UCUUGGCUCUGAUUUAGUGAUGUUAACCUGCAUUUUUUGACAAGUCUCCACCUAACAGUAAACAAAAAAAUAGUGCUGAACUAGAGACAAUUAAUUGUCUCUCACUGAGCCGCAAUCAUAGGUAAACACGAGUGACCACAAUGUCACGAUCUCCAACACAUAGAAGCGCCUCUAGGAAGCCGUCUCGGAGCUACAGGUCAAGAAGCAGAUCCAGACAGUCCAAAUAUGAGCGUAGCUCUAGUAGACAUGAUAAAAUCAAUACAAGUAGAUACGAAAAGUCCAGCCAGUCAAGCCGAACUCGCUAUCCAGAAGAAGACAAGUCCAUCAAAUCUGAAAGGAAGAAUGGGGAGUACGGCGCCAUCAGAGGGUCCAAAAAGUUUCUGAACCAAGAAGAUGAUUUCAUGGAGCACCGAAGGCAGGAAAGAGAGAUUUUGGGAAUGACAGAGUCUACUAUUUGGGCGGCCUCGCCGUUAAGAGAACAGGAUGCAUCUCUACCUACAGACAGCGAUAACGAGAAAUCAAAAUCAGCCUCAACGUCGCAGCAAAAAGACAAGAAGGGAAAGCACAAAAAGGAAAAGAAACACAAGAAAAGCAAGAAGACCAAAAAGAAACACAAGAAGUCAAAGAAAAAGUCCUCGAGCUCAGACAGUUCGGGUUCGGAUGAGGAGUGGGUUGAAAAGUCGUCAGAUGAUCACAUUAAACUCAAAAGAAAUUCCUCAGAUUCAGAGUCUGAGGAGGAAGAUUCCACAUUGGGCCCCACGCAAAAGCCCCUCACCACGUUGACCCACAAGGAGAUGGGCAAGGCGCUGCUGCCAGGAGAAGGAGCUGCUAUGGCCGCCUUUGUGGCCGAGGGCAAACGCAUUCCCAGGCGAGGAGAAAUCGGUCUCACUUCCAAUGAAAUUGCCUCAUUUGAGAAAGUAGGGUACGUGAUGUCCGGGUCCAGGCACCGAAGAAUGGAGGCUGUACGUAUAAGGAAGGAGAACCAAAUCUAUUCGGCCGAUGAGAAGCGUGCUCUGGCCAUGUUCAGCAAGGAGGAGCGACAGAAGCGAGAGAAUCUUAUUUUAGGCCAAUUUAAAGAUAUGAUCAAACAAAAGCUAGCUGAUAAGAAUAAGUAAUUGUGUAUUAUAUCUGUUUCAGGCA